This is a messenger RNA of Trichobilharzia szidati, 4259 nucleotides long. Lineage: Eukaryota; Metazoa; Platyhelminthes; Trematoda; Strigeidida; Schistosomatidae. The record is from the annotation of a GenBank genome assembly.
UUUCAAGACAUGCGUUACAAUCACAAGUCUGGUGGUGUCCAAUUACUGUUCUAAAGGCAAACCAUUAGUAGUAGUUCUUUAUUCCUACAACUAAUAAAGAUAUUAAAAACAUGACUGGCGAAUCCGACUUUGAACGACUAUGGUUUGAUCUUAAAGGUCAUUUGGCCAAGAAACCAUCAGAACAUUGUCCUGCAGCUACGCAGGAUGAAUACUUCAUUAAAACUCAAAGUAAAUUCAUACAGCUGAUAACCGGCUAUCCGGUUCAUGCGGUUGAACACAAGCUAGAAUUGGAAAUGUGGAAUGUUCUGUAUAAAACACGGAUUGACACUUUACAGUCAAAGUUAUCUCAAUCAUUUUCUGUUAUGGAUAAUGGUGGACUACUCAAAUGUUCACCUUUAGAACUUAAACUUCGUCUAGUCUUACUAUUCGAUCGUGCUUCAGGAGUUUAUUUCAAUCUUAUUUAUCAAUUACUUCAACCAUUGUCAGAAUCAGCAUGGCCUAAAUUGAUGCUUAUAAAUGCCAAAGAUCAGUUUAGUGUAAUCAAUAGAAAUAAAGUGAAACAUGUAUGCGACUACAUUGAUUUGGAUCUGGCAGCUUUUUGUGCUAAUAAAACCUUCAGUAAACGCAGUAAAUACUCCGAUGGUAUUAAACAAUGUUCAACAAGUACAACUGAGGACAAUACAAAUACUAUCACUCCACGUAUACUUUCUCGAGGUGAUCGUCUUCCUACAGAUAUUAUUAUGCCAGCCACUUCAAAACUCGAAGACGACAAAAAAAUGAUGAAUGAUUCAAAUGUACAGAAAACAUCUCACAAACUAAUAGAAGGUGUGGAAGGUGACAAUAAGAUCGAUGGUGAUGAUAAUCUACAACUUGACUCUCUACAUCAUUUGGAUAAUGAAACAGCUGUCAUCUAUUUAGUGCAUCACUGUUUAAUUCAUUUGGGAGAUAUUGCUCGAUAUCGUCAACAACGAAAUGUUGCUGCUGGUUAUUACCUUUGGGCAUGGGCUGUACAUCCUGAUUCUGGUCAUUCAUUUAAUCAACUGGCUAUUUUGGAGGCGACAAAACCUUUAUCCAAACGAUAUAUAGAUGCAUUAUUUUAUUAUUAUAUUCGUGGAAUUUCAUGUGAACAUGCUUUUCCAGCAGCAAUGAAUAAUCUAACUAGUAUACUAUCAACUUGUUUACAAUCAUCAUCCAGCAGUCAACUGAAUACUACGAAAAAAACAUCUAAAGAGUCGAUGAAAUUUGAAAAAUUAAAUAAAAAAUCAUGGCCAAUAUAUGAUAAUUUACAAAUUCAAGUAUUUAUAGAAUUUUAUGCUGAGCUUCAACUAAAGAAAGAUUUAUGUACAAUAAUUCAAAGGGCAAAUAAUCUUUUUGAAAUUAUGCAAACAUGGAAUAGCAUAGAAAUGAACAGAAGUCAGCUGAUACAUAUAUUGACUAUUCACUUUUAUCUGGCUCAUGAGUACUUGUCAAAGUUUAAAAUGAAUCUAACCUCAUCGUGUAUUAAAACGAAGACAUUAACGACACAGAAUUUAAUCCAUCAAGCUUCGGCUAUUCUCUUGUCUCUUACAAUUCAUUUAAUCAAUUGGAUUAGUUCAACUACUGAAGUGACUUCAGAAACUGCGUCAUCUUCAUCAUCAGGUGAUGUUGCAAUAUAUAAUAAUAAUAAUGAUGAUAAUGAUAGUGAUAACGAAAUCAAUAAUCCAGUUGAUAUAAACAAUGAAAGUAUCACUGGUGUGUUGUCUUCUUCACCUUCCACUACUCCACCUUCUGAGCUUCCAAUUACUCAUCAUCAUCAUACUGAUGAUCAACAGUCAAAUAUUCAAUUAUAUUAUAAAGAGGAGUCAGUGAUUGCAUUGAAUUUAUUAUUUCUAUGGUUACGAUCAACAAUUGCUAGUAGUGCUAAUGCCGGAAUGGAAUCAUCCUUUACACUAACUGAUUCAAUCUUUCAAUGGAUAACACCUGCAUUCAAUAAAAAGACAAUCGAUUAUUUAAAUCAUUUACUUCAUGAGGAUUAUGCUUUUUCUAUAAAUUGGUCUCGUUUGAUGAAAAUUCCAGAAAUUGUUAUUCUACAAGGAUUUAAACCUCUUCAUGUGCCAACACAACAUCACCUAUGCUGUUCAUCAACGAAUUACACUCCUGUACAUUCAUUUCCUUUUGAUAAUAAUUUUUGUAAUAAAAGCCUACAAGAGUUAUCGACUGCUAACGCGGAGGAAAUUUUGUCCAAUCCACGCAUCAGACAAAAUAAUGUGUUGUAUGACAGUAAAACAGAACGUGUACUGUGUUUGUUAACAUCUGUUAGAUGUAUAGCUCAUUACUUUCCAUCUUUAAUCAAUUGGAUUCCACAUUCAAAAGAUGAACCUCACAGCUCUACAGAAGUUUCAUAUUUCCAUGGUUUAUUCGAUUGUAACAACCGUAAUACUCCUAAUCUAAUGGAUAUUUUUGAAAUACAUCAAGCUGAAGACGCCACGAGUGACAAUAAUGACGGCAGUAUUAAUAGUACUAAGGACAGCUUCAAUAAUAAACUUGACGUCGUAGCAUCACCUCAUAAACACCCUGAAGAUCAUCUUAACAUUCAGGAAUCUGAUUCGAAAUCCAUCACCGCUUCUGACAAUGAUGCUGCUGUAUGCAUUGAAACUAAUCUUGGAAAAUCGGAUGCAGAAUCUAAUGAGAAGAAUGAUGUGGAAGGCGAUGUUGCUGUUCCCCAGGCUGAUCAUCCUUCUGAAUCUAUUCCCUGUGAUACUACAACAACAACAACUACUACUACUACUGCUACUACUACGACUACUGAAUCAUCAACAGUUCCUGUAGACCAACAAGAACCAGUGGAAAUUACUACAUCCGAGGAAAAAACUGAAAAACCCAGCUUACCAUCAGCAUCAUCACCAUCAUCUACAGAAAUGUCAGUUUCAAAGGAUACUCCUGUAGCAGUGUCACAACCAUCAUCUUUUCCUUCUUCACUGUUUCCACAUAUUGGCUCAUCUGCUGGACUAAUUAUGAAUGCUGAAUUGGCUAAAUUUAUUCAAGAGCAAGCCAUUCAGAUGGCAGCUAGAGAACAAAAAUUGAAUCUGUGCAACAGUUUAUUGAUAAACAAUAAUGGUGAUAAUAAUAAUAAUAAUAACGAACUAAUCAACUCUACUCAUAAUCCAUAUUUAAAAACUGCCUUAUUGGCUACUAAAGCAUUGAUCAAUAAUACAAAUAAUAAUACUACUACUGCUACUACUACUACUACUAAUUUAUCCAAACUAAGCUUAAGUGAUUCCUUUAAACGAGAACUACCGCCAAGAUUUGCUAAACUUUUACAAGAGAGAAAGGAAGCUAUUGAAAAACAGAAAAAUCAAACACAACAACAGCUAAAAUCACUACUAACGUCAAUUGAUCAACCUGCUCCUUUGGCACGCAAAGAAUCAGAAGCACUCACAGAUUUAUUUUCUUUAUUAUCUUCAUCCGAUGUGCGACCUCCUGUACAUCCUGGAUUGGAAUUAUCACCACAACACUUACUGCAUCCAUCAAAUCCAAUGGACCCAAGUAUUCAUAAUCCCUCGCUAGACUAUCCGUCUUCCAUGGCUCAACCGAUGCUAAUGCCUCCUAAUGUUAUAAGACCUGCUGGCAUACCGUAUUCCUCUACUCCAGACUUCUUCUAUGGACGACCGCCUGUUAUUACCGGCAGUGCUCCAGGAUUGGCUAAUCUCCCACCACCACCAAUAACACCUAUGAAUAUGGAACCGUAUUUCCCGUCAGACUACUACUCCUCCUCAAUCCCGCCUACUCAACACCACCACCACCCAUCAUUGAUGACUAUGCAUCCGUCUGCAUAUCAUCAUCAUAGUAAUCCUACAGAUUCUCUAAUGAUGAAUUGGCCUACUACAGAUGUAUAUAUGCCUUCUGAAACAGAAUUCAAUCAUCAGCAUCCUCAAUUUUACCAUCCAUGUGUUACAUCACAGCAUUUAUCAUCUUACCCUGUAAAUAGUAACAUUUACCCCGCUUCAAAUCAUCAAGUUACCAAUACUACUACUACUACUACUAGUAUCAGUAAUAUGCCUUAUCAGCCGUUAGAAUUCAAUGAUGAUUAUACCUCUCCAAUUGAUCUUCCAAUUGGGACUUUUGACAAUCAGAUGAGUAGUUAUUCAUCAAAUCCCAUUGAUGCCGCCGACAACAUCAACAACAACAACAGCGGCGACGGCGGCAGUAAUAAUCAGUUGCCUUCAGAUGAACAACUGUAUCAUAUACCACCAGAUGAAGAUGCCUCUGUACAUUUUUAA